Messenger RNA from Sclerotinia trifoliorum, 3055 nucleotides. The record is from the annotation of a GenBank genome assembly. NCBI's taxonomy places the organism in Eukaryota, Fungi, Ascomycota, Leotiomycetes, Helotiales, Sclerotiniaceae.
UUAAGACUUUUCAAUGCUGGAAUACAAUUUGGGUAUUCAAAUUUUACUCAGAGAUUGUGAUGAAGAGUGAACAAAGAUGAAUGUAAGAUCUUACCUGUGGAACACACUUUUCUGAUCAGCCAAAAAACCGAUGGCCAAUUUUACCGUUUCAUUGUCAGUCAGUAUGCGCUGUUCAAAACUGAAGAGCGCCUUCUUGGUUGAGGUUUCAAAAGAAGCAACGUUCCUACCACUAUCGGAAUAACCGACAAAUAAAAAAUGGUAUACACAAACAAACACUCCUCUCAAAAACAACUCAAUUUUCUCAAUUGAAAACGACUUAUUCCAAUUGAUUACUGAAAUCUCCCAUAAUGGAGUCUUCUUAUAAAACACAGCAGAAUUUGAUGGCCAAAAAGGCGGAGGAAAAUGGCAUUCCGACUUCUGAAAUCACAAAGCAGUUUCAACAAAUAUUGAGCCAAAUCUACCAGCAAAAUUCUCAUUGUAAUGAAGCUUGGGCAUUGGAAAAAGCUGAAUACCUUGUUGUAAGUAAAGACUCCAUUUCUUUCCUUGGUGCAUGAAUUCUUCCAAAAAUUAAUUACUGCAAGAAGCAACCACACUGACAAUACGCUCUAGUGGACAAAGUUCUGUCAGUUUUUUCUGUCAUGGUAAAUAAUGCAAUGGUCAGGUUACUUCUAAUACAAUUUUAGUUCCAAACGAUCCAUGGCCAGGCACCCCGCCGAAGACAACACCACUUCCUUCUACAACGAGGUCAGAGUCCGGCGAGGUGACCAGUUCGCCGGACGAGAAGGAUCCGUCGAGUUUACCAAGCAAGCCGAAGCCUACUUUUUCACUCAAGGUUGAAGAAGUGCUGCUUAAUGCAGCUGGCAAUGCAACUAUAUUGGUCGCAUACAAGGAGGCAUUAGUGAACAUGAAGGAGCGAUAUCCACGCGAAAGCCUGGAGUGGCAGCAGUGGAUGUCAGGAAGCAAGGUUUGGUUAUCCAAUUGUACGUAUUUACUUGAGGGUUAAAAGGGGCCAUUGUUAAGUUAUCUUUAGUUCGCCAAAAGGGUACCUUUCCCUGCAAUGAGCCACCUAGAUCAUAUGUCCUCCGCUCCUCGGAUGCCAACCGACUUCAUGCUGGACAUUCUCGCCAUGGUGGCGAGGAUUGGCCCAGGAAUGGGCGGUCUGGUAGUAGCUGGCGGCCGGAGGACGCUACCAGUCGACGUAGAUCUAGGUCGCCUCCCAGUGGACCCAGCGGAAGAGUCGCUUAUCGACAAACUAGGUACCAAGAGAGUAGUGAAAAGACAAGACAAGGUAGGACAAUCAAAAUCGAAGAAACACCAAGAGAUGACCGAACAAUAAGAGCUAGGGAACCAUCAAGAGAUGGUAGAACAAUGAGGAAUGGAGAUGGAGAACCAUUGACCUAUGGGCCAAAGGAGGAUCAGAUGCAAAGGAAAGCAUAUGCUAUGGGUGGUGAUGUUUUUCGCCAUACGUUCUUUCGUGCUAUGCAAAAUAGCAGAGAUAUCGUAAGAACUAGUCAUCCUGAGUACGACCGUUCUCAAAAACAUGUGAGUGCCAAGCUUAUCAGCAUUCUAAAUCCUGAUACUGACUUCAUACCUUAAAGUGGCUUGCCGAUCGAAUGGCCUGGGAGAAGGUUUUUAAAGAUGAGCCAUUUCCCUGGUUAAAUGACAAGCCACCAGGAAUCCCUAAAAAUUCUCUGCCGAAUAAUAAAUUAGCAACAAAGUAUGCCAGCAAUUUUUCUAUGGCAACUCCACCAGCUCAAGGGAUCGUCGACCAAUCCGACAUCAAGACUAUAGCGCCGGCUGGAAAUUGUCCCUUGGUUCCACCGAGACCUUCUCAUAGCAGAAAUUCAUUUGAUCAAAAACAGACAGCUGGUGGUGCUACCCCGGUUGGAUCAAGCCCUGAGAUGCCAAGAAAGCUCCUAGUGGCACAACCAAAAGGAGUGGUGAAGGCUGUCGGUGACCAAUUCUCAGAGAAAAAUAGAGCGAAUCCAGUUGAAGGCACUAGAGAAGUGACUAUUAGAAAAAAUACUCUUCUCCGUGCUCUCCUAGGUGACUGGGACGAUUCAUUUAAAUCCGUUCAAAGAGGUCUUGGAGUAACAAUGGAAUGUAAGUCCUUCUUUUGUAAUACAAGCAAAUUUUAAUUACUGGUCUUCAAAUUGACGGUUUUAGAUAAUGAUGAUGCCUCCGAUCAUCUCAGGCUGAUCAUUGAGCCAUACCAACCAGGAGACUAUGCAGCAUUGGAGAAAGCGUACCAAUUUCUUGAAAUUUGGAAGAGACUGAUAUACUCUGACCACCUAGUCAAACUUGACCAUUUUUGGGCCCAGUACAAGAAUCAUGACAGAACAAAUUCGGUGAGUGUACUCUAGUGUGAUCUGCAUCUCAUUCUUUCAAUCUUUCUUCAGCAUUCAAAUGGCACAUUCAGUCAACAGAAUGUUACAACCCUUUCAUCUGAACUUUCAUUCUUCCAAUCUUACUUCAAAUUCAGAUCACAUUAGUCUAAUGCUUUUAGGUUAAUCAUGAGCCCUUAAUAUACGUUAAUGGCAAGAAGAUACUUUGCUCAGGGAAAUUUGGCGAUCUCUGUGACUUCUUCUCAUAUGAGAUUCAAAUCUAUCAAUCCAACAUGGCUAGGUAUAUCAACACGGAAAAUGCACUCGCCUGUAGUACCCUCUUCGAGGCUAAGCCAUUCAGCAUUCACCUCACUAGCUAUCCACUUCCGGUAAUGCUUAAAGUUGAUACCAAGACGAGAAACAAGAUUCUAGAUGAGCAUGAUGCCUUCCUUGAAGAGUGGGUCCGAAGCUCUUUGCAAAAACGGAUUGCCUUAUCAGACAUGAGCAAUGACUAUGCGAGAAGGCGCAAUCAACAACGUAUGGAUUUGAAUAUGGAUCUGGAUGAGUUGUUGAAGGAAGGGGCAGCAAAGGCUAAUCAGAAGCCUUGAUUGCACAUGUAGCGUCAGCGGGAGUCUUCCAUCUAUCUCACAUUCGUUCUUUCAUUUGUAGGAAUACUAGUCAGGCAGCAAGCAAUUUACUAUAUUCAUAGAAAAAACUUUUGUUUCAUUCAA